AUGGGACGUCUGGCGACUCAUCUGCUCUGCUUGGGCCUAAUCUUCAUGAUGACCAACGGUCAUGAAUCCUGGGAAUGCCUGGCCCCCUGCAAAUGUAAAUGGGUCUCCGGGAAGAAGACAGCGGAGUGUGUGCGUUCCAACUUCACACACAUCCCCAAUUACCUGUCCUCAGAGAUUCAGAGUCUCGAUUUAACAGGCAAUCGCAUCAAUCACUUAUCAGCUGAUGCAUUCAGUCGAGUAGGUCUCGUAAACCUCCAUAAGCUGAUCAUGCGUGAAUGCGGUGUAAGAGCCAUCGAUGUCGCAGCCUUUAACGGCCUGAAGAUCGUCAUCGAGCUAGACCUCUCGAACAAUCACCUGAAGAACCUCCUUUCAGGUACCUUCGUGGAGACUCAGCGUCUGCGUGUCCUCUUGCUAAACCACAAUCAGCUGGAGAGCUUGGAGAACGGUCUGUUCCACGAUCUGGCGUUCCUCCAGAAGAUCGAGCUCUCCAACAACAGACUGGAAAGGAUCUCAGAGAAGACCUUCAAGAACCUGCCAGGUCUGCAGACCCUCACUCUCGACGGCAACAACCUGACGACAGUCAAGCUAACGACCUUCGAGAAUCUUCCAAAGCUCGGCAGUCUGGAACUACAGAACAACCACUGGAACUGCAACUGUCACCUCAAAAGAUUCCGCAAUUGGACCAUCGAACGCAAACUCUACACCGAACCAACAAAAUGCAGUCAACCAUCUACCCUAGCUGGAAAAAUGUGGAACGAGGUGGACAGUGAUGAGUUCGCUUGUCGUCCAAAAAUCCUUUCCAUAGGCCCCUACACCCAUUUAGAAAUCAUAACAGGUGACACUGUGACAAUGUGGUGUCAUGCAGCUGGCAUACCACGUCCCCAAUUAUCCUGGGUGCAUCGUUCUCGUGUAAUUAGCAAUUCAACCAGACGACACACAACCGAUCGCGGUUAUUUAUUGACUGAACGCCACGAAUGGCUGAAUCUAACAAUACCAGAUGUACUGGUUGCUGACAAGGGUGACUACAUAUGCAUUGCCAAGAGUCCCGGUGGUAGUGUUGAGAGAAACAUAAGUGUCACGAUACUCGGGGACAAUGAGAGCAGUAAAAUUGGACCAAUAAGUCUGUCACUUGCACUUGGCCUUGGUGUGACGCUACUACUUCUACUCCUGUUUCUUAUGUCACUGUGUGCAUGGUAUUGCAGGAGAAAACGGAUGCGACAUGAUGAGAAGAAUAGUGCUGAUGUUACGUCGUUAGAGCAUCAUGGCUUGGGUGAACAGGAGAAGUCACUCAUUACAGCAAUUAAUCCAGUCGUUAAGCCACCGAGGAGAUACGAAGCACCAUCGGUUACGUCCCAUGGUACUGAGAUGACUGAGCUCAAUCGCACACUACUUGACAACGACUCUGUCUUCGCUGACAACCCCGGGAGUGUAAUUGGUGUCGUGGGUGGUAUGAUUGAGGAGGACCAGGGUCGUUCAACACCGGAUCGCGACAAUCAAACCCGUGGUAACGGCUACCGUCAGUACCCACCCGAUCUAUUGGCAUUCUCAGGUGGUCGUGGCUCAUCGCCGACGAGUCAAUCAUCAACAGCCCAAGACACGCCGCGUCACAUUAAUCAGUACGGUUCACCGUCGUCAGGGCAGUACCCAGCGCCGUUCAAGACCCUGCCCCACAAUCGAAGUGGCAGUGGAUCGUACUCUUCACCGAUACCAGUUCUACCGCGUCACGGUUACGUGACAAUACCAAGAAGACCGAGGGCCCCCAGCUGGAGCAGUGGACCCCCUACGUCACCAGUGGCUCUUCUUGACGGAGGUGUUGAGCCGGUUUACGAUAAUCUCGGAAGACGAACGACUGCCGAUGGUAGCUCUGUUGUCUCCUUGAAUAAGAGCCCGGAGCCUGGUGCAUCAAUGAGAAUGAGACCAUUACCAAUGACACCGACGAAUUUGUACAACUCUAUACAGCGCAGUACACCGAAUAUACUGGCUGGCAGCCCACUGGACAGAUCUGCACCUGAGGGAGCUGCCGAGUGGUCGACGAAGAUGGAUGAGGGAGACAGCAGGGCUAGUGAUAAUGGAGGCACACUGGGGAGGAAGAUACCACCGAGACCACCACCGAAACCCAAGAAAAAGUCAGCCAAUGGACCACUGUACGAGGACGAGGGCGAGGAUGGCACUGAAGUUUGAUUACGUUUCUGGGAAAUGGGGGAGUCAAUGCCAUUGAAUAAACCGGUUUGUGCCUUCGGAGGAUUAGUGGAUAAUAGCUGAUGGGCUUCCAGUGGGAGGGGUACGGUGGGGUGAUUGAAAAAUUAUUGGUGAUGAUUGGAGACAGUUGAGACAAUUAAGGGGAAUUGGAGAGGUGGGGGAGAUCAACAACUGCUUAUUCAUGUGUUCUUCCCCGAUUUAUUUUUUACUUUUAGUUUCAAUUCUUUAUUAUUGUGAUUAGAUUUAUUUAGUCUGAGGGACUUUGUGGGGAAUUACUUUGUUUAUGAGAGGUAUCUCCAAUGAUGGGGGAGAUGAAUGCAUAAUUGGCAGGAAUGUUAGGGUCAUUACGUUUUACAAAUUUACGACAGGUUUAAUGAGUCUGGACGGAGUGAUUUAUACUUAGAUAUCAUGUUUGGGAUACAUAAAUCAAUGUCACAUUGGGGUAAUUUUUGAAGGGAUUGAUCGAAUUUGAGGGGGAUUGCGU
Diachasma alloeum is the source of this 2683-nucleotide messenger RNA. It is a transcript of the gene kek5, whose product is annotated as amphoterin-induced protein 1. The coding region runs from base 1 to 2181 and encodes 726 amino acids. Lineage: Eukaryota; Metazoa; Arthropoda; Insecta; Hymenoptera; Braconidae. The record is from RefSeq and is a predicted model, not a curated record. Gene Ontology annotation, molecular function: protein binding. The transcript has 2 exons.